Messenger RNA from Neurospora hispaniola, 1995 nucleotides. RefSeq lists its product as uncharacterized. The record is from RefSeq and is a predicted model, not a curated record. The transcript is spliced from 2 exons. Gene Ontology annotation, molecular function: protein binding. Bases 268 to 1908 code for a protein of 546 amino acids. NCBI's taxonomy places the organism in Eukaryota, Fungi, Ascomycota, Sordariomycetes, Sordariales, Sordariaceae.
CUGGGUGUCUGCUUUCUUCAUUGUUCAACUUGCUUUCUUCUUCUCUUGUCGGAAACUGGCAGGAUAGCCCAACGGUUGAGAUGUAUAAUGUCGGGCCAUCCCCAUCAUACAUUCGGUCUCUAGUGAGGGAAGGAUGGAGUCAGCCAGAGCCUCCCUUGUAAACCCCUUUGUAUCUCUCUCUAGGAAGACGACCUUUGCUUUCUAAUAGCGAUUCACGUCCGAGGAUCAGCUGUCUUUUUCAUCGCUUCUGUUGAUACACUUUUCUAGAUGGAGGAACCGUGCAGUACUCUCGCCUUACCUGGCCUCCCUUGUUACAAUACCUCUCUGAGGCUCGAUAAUCUCUGCACUGAUGUAUUGUUACUUGUCUUUGAAAAACUUCAUCCCGCCGGCCUAUCAACACUUGCGUGCGUCUGUCGAAGGUUCAACGAUAUUGUGACGCCAAUGAUUUAUCAUGCAGUCCCAUUGGACCUACUCCUUGACGAGCAACAUCCGGAAGAGAUAUUGUCCCGUCGCCAGGAAAAGGCCUUCACAUAUACUCGACAACUUUUCAUCGGAGGUGACAUCAAGCAGGACGACAUCAAGCGUUUCCUGGCCAACACAAAGGAGCUUCAGUCAGUGAAGUACACCUAUUCGCCUGGUCGUAGCGUGGAACCUAUAUGCCCCUGGAAACAAGUCUACGACAUGGAAGCUCACCUGAGGGAGGGCAAUGCAAGGCUCUACAUUGACAACUUCACACUGACGAAUCCAAUCGAUGAAGCUUGGAAAAUUGGAGGUUUUCCACCGAAAACUGACUUCGGCAAGUCUUUGGUCUCUCUCAAGAUGGGCUCUACACAGGUGCUCCAUUCUGAAUCGGCUUUGGACAUUUUGAAGAAGCUUCUUCUGAGAACCCCCAUACUGGAAACAUUCCACUACAUGGGUAGUCGAGCUCCGCGAGUUCCAGGACGACAGUUUAUCUUCGAAGAGAAUCAGCGCUUGCCACCAUUUAAGGACCUCAUGUUGAAAAAUUAUGACUGGAAGCAUGACGCAGGGGAUGUCAAACUGCAUUGGGACUUUUCUCAAAUUUGGUCUCUCGCACUUCUCAUGAUACCUGUCUACAAGUUCCUCGAAUCGGUUCCCUUUUCCGAUCUUGCUCAACUACAACACCUUCAUGUCGAGGAUUACAGCGAGGCCAUCGAACAUGAGAAUUCGAGGCGUGCAACCGAGAAGCUAUACACCCUCAUCAAGGAAGACAUUAAGGCACUGCAGACCUUGAACCUCACUUGCUUCAUUGAACUCUUUCAUAUCGACGCACUUCUGGUUCAUGCCCAGUCUUUAACCAGCUUGGUCUUUCGGAAUCACUAUAUCUCCAACAAUUUACGCCAACAUCGCCCUGUCUUGAAUGCCGAACAACUUACUAUUCUUUCAAAGUCUCAGAGUUUGCUAGAAUCACUUGAGAUAGACAUUGACCAUAGGGCCUUUCCGGAGACAUGUCUCUUGGCCCUUUGCCAGUUUCCCCGUCUGCACAGUCUCGUCCUACACACACAGACAGUUAUCCAGCCCGAUUCUAGUCACCGUCCUGGCCAGGACCCGGAUCUCAUGAGGGCCUAUGACUGUUUCACGAUACUUGUUAGGCAACGACGACCGGGACCGACCAAAUGGCAACGCGUUGUGAUCAAUGUGGGUGGUUGGCGAGAAAGGGUUGUAAAUCCUCGGGCUGGCAGAAAACCUAGGAUAGGUCAUAGCAUGACCUACACCUACUACGGAGCAUGUGUUUCUCAGCGAUAUUUUGUCUUGGAAGAGUCAGCAUCCGGCCAGGAGGACCUGAUUUACGAAGAAUUGCCACCAAAGGAUGAGGGUUUGACUCACUUCCAUGGUAACCUUAGGACCGGGAAAAGUCUUGUGCCCCAAGCUAAAGUUGAAGAGGACUAGCGAUGAGAUACAUACAUAAUCCUCAUUCCUUCCGAAAGAAAACAAGCCACGAGGUUCCCAAUGCCUUUCCCUUUCCCCGAGAUCUCA